CACAGAGCAGGGAGAGACCACUCCCUUUGGCAGGUUUACGAUCAACAAAAUGCAACUGCUUCGGGAAGAGCGAGGUGUCAUGUGGAUCGAGGGGUUUCCUCAACCUCAGAUCCCAGCGGAGGUCCAGCCGGAGGUUCCAGAGGGUGCAGUUGAUGAGGAGGUCCAGUCCGAGGACGUGGAUGAUACUGCUGCCGCCCGCCCCACCACCUUCGAGUACGGGGGUGGCAGUUCCAGCGUCCCCGGCCAGGACUACUUCUCUCAGCAGUUCGAGCAGCUGCGUCUCCAGAAUCAGCAGCUCUACGACUGUCAGAUGCAGUUUCAGCAGCAGUACUCGGCUCACCAUGCCGAGUACCAGACCAGGAUGGCAGCGUAUGAUGAGCUCCUGGACAGGAUGGAGACCCAGCAGGGGAUAGCUUUGGCGCACAUCGAGAGGGAGCAGGCCUGAGCUAGGCGCAUGCAGGAGGUCCAGGGGCAUCUGCUCCAGCUGCUACCGGGCGAGCAGCCAGUCUGGAGGACUCCCUGGGAGGACUCUCCACUUCCACCUCCCCCAGCUGAUGACGACGAUGCAUUCAUGAAUGACAUCAAUCUGGACAACCUCGGCGACGAGUAGGCUGUACUCGUUGCCCAUCUCAGUGUGUUUUGUUUUCCGUAUUAGACUUUUGUGUGUUUGCUCCAUGUGUGAGGAGUUUGAACUUAGUGUCGUUUGUUUUUGUUUUUGGUUUUCUUUUGUGGAUUGUUUUUGCUGUAGCCGUCUGGGCUAACACUUAUCCCUAACACAACGUGUGCUAUUGUGUUCUUGGUGUUCGAUUCGUGCAGAACUGUCCAUCUUCCCGUUUGUUUCUCACUGACUGGUCCACUUCCAGUCCCCCAGCAGUUUCAAUCCGGUAACAUCGCUCCCCUUAUCUCUCCCUCUACUCCAUUGAGGGCAAUGUCGUGCUUAAGUGUGGGGGGGGGGGGGGGGGUGCUUUGUAUCGGUUGGAAUAUAUAUUUGGGUGCUUGUAGCCUAGUCCGCUGUCCGAAUCUUACGAUUUGAGGGCUCCAAGUACUGCUGUUUGAUCAUAUUGGCACUGUGUUUUGAUUGGGGAAUUGAAUGGUUUUCUGAUUGAUGCAUGACAGCUUGAUUGUGACUAGGACAACCUAUGAUGAGGACUGAUACGUGCAGUAGAAUUGUGUAGGGGUUCAGUUUUUCAACUGUUUGCUUACCAACUGUGACUUGGAUUGAUUACUUGUUCUUUACAUUGUUCUUACAAAGAAAAAUUGAAAGCAAAGAGAGCCACUACCAAAAAUCUGAAUAAUGCCCAGUAAGUAGU
Linum trigynum is the source of this 1310-nucleotide messenger RNA. NCBI's taxonomy places the organism in Eukaryota, Viridiplantae, Streptophyta, Magnoliopsida, Malpighiales, Linaceae. The record is from the annotation of a GenBank genome assembly.